Molecule: messenger RNA, 2355 nt
Organism: Acanthosepion pharaonis
Lineage: Eukaryota; Metazoa; Mollusca; Cephalopoda; Sepiida; Sepiidae
Source: the annotation of a GenBank genome assembly
UUGCGUCUUUUUUUAUCUAUAUCUAUCUAUCUAUCUAUCUAUCUAUCUAUCUAUCUAUCUAUCUUUUCAUUUUCAGUAUCGUUCGAAUCUAAUCUCUCUAUCUUUUCAUCUCAAUCCUUCUUUCAUGUCUAUCUCAUCUUUUAUAUCUAUCUAUAUCUAUCUAUCUGUCUAUCUAUCUCCUUUUCAUUUUCCAAUCUAUUCAAUCCUUUUUCAUGUAUCUAUCGUUAUAUCUAUCUCUCUCUCAGUCUUCUGUCUAUCGAUCAAUCUAUUUGCGUCUUUUUUUAUCUAUCUAUCUAUCUAUCUAUCUAUCUAUCUAUCUAUCAAUAUCUAGCUCAAUCCUUUUUCAUGUAUCUAUCUUUUCAUUUUCUAUCAAUCUAUCUAGCUCAAUCCUUUUCAUGUAUCUAUCGUUCUAUCUAUCUCCCUUUUCUCUCAGUCUUCUGUCUAUCUAUCAAUAUCUAUCUAUCUAUCUAUCUAUCUAUCUAUCUAUCUAUCUAUCUAUCUAUCUCCUUUUCAUUUUCCAAUCUAGCUAGCUCAAUCCUUUUUCAUGUAUCUAUCGUUAUAUCUGACUCUCUCUCACUCAAUCCUUUUUUUCAUGUAUCUAUCGUUAUAUCUGACUCUCUCUCAGUCUGUCUAUCGAUCAAUCUAUUUGCGUCUUUUUCAUAUAUCUAUCUAUCUAUCUAUCUAUCUAUCUAUCUAUCUAUCUAUCUAUCUAUCUAUCUAUCUCCUUUUUUCAUUUCCAAUCUAGCUAGCUCAAUCCUUUUCAUGUAUCUAUCGUUAUAUCUGACUCCUCUCUCAGUCUGUCUAUCGUCAAUCUAUCUAUCAUCUAUCUAUCUAUAUCUAUCUAUCUAUCUAUCUAUCUCCUUUUUAUCUAUCUAUCUAUCUUUUUAUCUAUCUAUCUAUCUAUCUAUCUAUCUAUCUCGUCUUUUCAUAUUCUAUCUAUCUAAUCUAUCCCUUUUCAUUUCCAAUCUAGCUAGCUCAAUCCUUUUUCAUGUAUCUAUCGUUAUAUCUGACUCUCUCUCAGUCUGUCUAUCGAUCAAUCUAUUUGCUCUGUCUAUCGCUUUAUCUAUCUACGUCUUUUUUCUAUCUAUCUAUCUAUCUAUCUAUCUAUCUAUCUAUCUAUCUCCCUUUUCAUUUUCCAAUCUAGCUAGCUCAAUCCUUUUUCAUGUAUCUAUCGUUAUAUCUGACUCUCUCUCAGUCUGUCUAUCGAUCAAUCUAUUUGCUCUGUCUAUCGAUCAAUCUAUUUGCGUCUUUUUAUCUAUCUAUCUAUCUAUCUAUCUAUCUAUCUAUCUAUCUAUCUAUCUAUCUAUCUCAAUCCUUUUCAUUUCCAAUCUAGCUAGCUCAAUCCUUUUCAUGUAUCUAUCGUUAUAUCUGACUCUCUCUCAUCUGUCUAUCGAUCAAUCUAUUUGCGUCUUUUUCAUAUCUAUCUAUCUAUCUAUCUAUCUAUCUAUCUAUCUAUCUCCCUUUUCAUUUUCCAAUCUAGCUAGCUCAAUCCUUUUUCAUGUAUCUAUCGUUAUAUCUGACUCUCUCUCAGUCUGUCUAUCGAUCAAUCUAUUUGCGUCUUUUUAUCUAUCUAUCUAUCUAUCUAUCUAUCUAUCUAUCUAUCUAUCUAUCUCCUUUUCAUUUUCCAAUCUAGCUAGCUCAAUCCUUUUUCAUGUAUCUAUCGUUAUAUCUGACUCUCUCUCAGUCUGUCUAUCGAUCAAUCUAUUUGCGUCUUUUCAUAUUUCUAUCUAUCUAUCUAUCUAUCUAUCUAUCUAUCUAUCUAUCUAUCUAUCUAUUUUCAUUUUCCAAUCUAUGCUCUGUCUAUCGAUCAAUCUAUUUGCGUCUUUUCAUUUCUAUCUAUCUAUCUAUCUAUCUAUCUAUCUAUCUAUCUAUCUCUCCUUUUCAUUUUCCAAUCUAGCUAGCUCAAUCCUUUUCAUGUAUCUAUCGUUAUAUCUGACUCUCUCUCAGUCUGUCUAUCGAUCAAUCUAUUUGCGUCUUUUUUUUUAUCUAUCUAUCUAUCUAUCUAUCUAUCUAUCUCUUUCUAUCUAUCUAUCUAUCUCCUUUUUCAUGUUUUCGUUUUUCCAAUCUAUCUGUCUAUCGAUCAAUCUAUCUAUCGUUAUAUUUCUCUCAGUCUAUCUAUCUCAAUCUAUCUAUUUAUCUAUCUAUCUAUCUAUCUAUCUAUCUAUCUCCUUUUCAUUUUCCAAUCUAGCUAGCUCAAUCCUUUUUCAUGUAUCUAUCGUUAUAUCUGACUCUCUCUCAGUCUGUCUAUCGAUCAAUCUAUCUUUUUCAUAUUAUCAUAUCUAUCUAUCUAUCUAUCUAUCUAUCUAUCUAUCUAUCUAUCUAUCUAUCUAUCUCCCUUUUCAUUUUCCAAUCUAG